CGAAGUCUGUCACAGGCAGCCAGGCACCGAGCACGAGAGUCCGGUGAACUACAGGCCCGGGUCUGGGUGGUGGCGCAGUGCAGCUGGCAGGCCUUCUGUGACUCUGUGACCGUUCGCCGUGUUCGCGUUGCGCCCGAAAUUCUGGCUGAGCGCGUCAUACCCUGCCGGCUCAUCUUCGGGCCAGUGUCUCACUGCCGCUGCGGCAGGCAUCGUGCAGGGCUUCAGAUCAUCGCGACUCUCAACACCACGAGCAGACGACAACAUGGCCAAGACAUUGAUUGGCGCUCUCGCGCUGGCGUCGCAUGCCCUUGCCUUCAGUAACACCUCGCCGUUCUUCCUCUUCUCCACCGCCGACUUGUUGCUUGAGUCCUCCGGCGCAUCGAUCGCCCAGUCGACCAGCAUCACCGCAGAUGUGCUGGAAGCCCUGAAGGAAUGUCCGACCAAGAACUACGUCGUUGUUGAGCAGGAGGGUGUCUCCGCCGCCGAUUAUGCAGACGGACGCUUGACGCCACGGUUAGCGCAGUACAUGGCUGGCCAGCACCACGACGUCAAGUCGACAGUCUCUGUACCAGAUGUCGUUGGAAAGGUCGAUAUCGCCGAGAUCACAAAGUACCUAGAGUCAAAGUGCGGGUCGGUCAAGAGCGUACAGCUCGACACACCCCCGGCGUCAAAGGCGCUCAGGUCGCUGUACAUGGGACAACAAGACCAAUUCCUUGAGGACAGCUUCAACAAGUAUGCCGAUGCGCAAGACUACACCGUUAUCUACAUCACCACCCCUCCCACAGAAGCCCAGGCCAAGGCACAGGUGGAUGCCGAGCAGCAGCACCAGUACGAGAUGGAGAACAAUUUCGGCGACAACGUACAGAUGGAGCUCAAGCGUGACACUACCGCCCACUACAAACGCGCCAACUCGACCAGCAACGAGGGUGGCCUGUUCGAGAGGUAUCAGUACUUCACACCAGGCCUUUUCAUGGGCUUCGCCGCUGUCAUCCCGCUUUUCCUGAUCCUCCUCGUCGGUAUUCGAGCACUCACCAGCCUGGAGGUGUCGUACUUCGCUUUCAGCAAGGAGAUGGGCCCCAACGCACAGAAGAAGCAGCAACAGUAGUAGGCUGUACGAGAGGGAUAGGAGGAAUUGACGAGCGAUGUAAAUUUUGUACCUUCGUAAGAGCAUGGGCAUCAGGCGUUUGUGUGAGCUUAAGCGGACUUGUAGUG
Didymella exigua CBS 183.55 is the source of this 1212-nucleotide messenger RNA. Its product is annotated as BIG1-domain-containing protein. The transcript has 3 exons. The coding region runs from base 263 to 1105 and encodes 280 amino acids. Gene Ontology annotation, cellular component: endoplasmic reticulum membrane. Gene Ontology annotation, biological process: fungal-type cell wall biogenesis; (1->6)-beta-D-glucan biosynthetic process. The record is from RefSeq and is a predicted model, not a curated record. NCBI's taxonomy places the organism in Eukaryota, Fungi, Ascomycota, Dothideomycetes, Pleosporales, Didymellaceae.